AAUGUUGAGUAAAGCUGAAGCCGUAGAACUGAAUUACCCGCGAUGAAGAUGAUGAUGACAAGGGCGACAAUGGCGAUCAUCGCUUUUUCUUCUCCUGGUUCCGGUACAUGCAUGCUUUCUCUUCCUCCUCAUUUCUUGUCUUCAUCGCAUUAUACCUUUCAUUCCAAAUCGCUGAAUUUUAACACCCUGGAUGAUGCCCUCUCUUCUUUUAAUCGGAUGCUUCAUAUGCAUCCUCCUCCCUCUAUUGCUGAUUUCACUAAACUUUUAACCUCCAUCACUAAAAUGAAACACUACUCCACUGUGCUUUCUCUUUCUCACCAAAUGGAUUCUUUUGGAAUUCCACCCAACAUUUACACUCUUAACAUCCUCAUUAAUUCUUUCUGCCAUUUGCAACGGUUGGGUUUCGCUUUCUCCGUUUUAGCCAAAAUCCUCAAACUUGGGCAUCAACCCAAUAUUGCAACCUUCAACACUCUGAUUAGGGGGCUCUGUGUUGAGGGUAAAAUCGGUGAAGUCCUCCACUUGUUUGAUAAAAUGAUUGGGGAAGGUUUUCAACCCAACGUAGUUACAUAUGGAACAUUGAUAAAUGGGUUAUGCAAAGUGGGCAGCACUAGUGCCGCUAUCAGGUUGCUUAGAAGCAUGGAACAAGGAAAUUGUCAGCCUGAUGUAGUUGUCUAUACCUCCAUCAUUGAUAGCCUUUGUAAGGACAGACAAGUAACCCAGGCUUUCAACCUUUUCUCUGAGAUGAUCCAUCAAGGCAUUUCACCUAGUAUUUUUACUUACAACUCAUUAAUUCACGCACUAUGUAAUUUAUGUGAGUGGAAACAUGUCACAACACUGCUCAAUGAAAUGGUAAAUAGCAAGAUAAUGCCAAAUGUAGUUAUCUUUAGUACAGUGGUGGACACACUCUGUAAAGAAGGAAAGGUCAUGGAGGCACAUGAUGUGGUCGAUAUGAUGAUUAAAAGAGGUGUGGAGCCUAAUGUAGUCACCUACAAUGCAUUGAUGGAUGGACACUGUUUGCGUUCUGAAAUGGAUGAGGCGGUUAAAGUAUUUGAUACAAUGGUUUGUAAGGGAUUUGCUCCUGAUGUUGUCAGUUAUAGCACCUUGAUCAAUGGUUAUUGCAAGAUUCAAAGGAUAGAAAAGGCCAUGUAUCUCUUUGAAGAAAUGUGUCGAAAAGAAUUGAUUCCUAACACUGUGACUUACAGCACUCUUAUGCAUGGCUUAUGCCAUGUUGGAAGACUCCAGGAUGCAAUAGCACUUUUUCAUGAGAUGGUAACUCGUGGCCAAAUUCCAGAUUUUGUCACUUACUGUAUUUUAUUGGACUAUCUAUGCAAAAAUCGUCGUCUUGAUGAAGCUAUGGCUUUGCUGAAAGCUAUUGAAGGUAGUAAUAUGGAUCCUGAUAUACAAAUUUAUACUAUUGUCAUUGAUGGCAUGUGUAGGGCUGGUGAACUUGAGGCUGCAAGGGAUCUCUUUUCCAAUCUCUCCUCCAAAGGUUUACAUCCUAAUGUUUGGACUUAUACCAUAAUGAUAAAUGGGCUUUGUCAACAAGGGUUAUUGGCUGAGGCAAGUAAGUUAUUUGGGGAAAUGAAGAGGAAGGGCUACUCCCCAAAUGGUUGCACUUAUAAUUUGAUUACUCGAGGAUUUUUACGGAAUAAUGAGACACUAAGAGGUAUUCAACUUCUUCAAGAAAUGCUUGCAAGGGGAUUUUCUGCUGAUGCAUCCACCUCCACACUAUUAGUGGAAAUGUUGUCUGAUGAUGGAUUAGAUCAAUCUGUAAAACAAAUUCUUAGUGAGUUUCUACAGUAAAGAAUUAUGAUAUUCAUCGAUUCUAAUUUUCUAAAUAUGAACUUCUUUGAGGGUCUCACUCUUCAUUAUUGUUGUUAAUGGCUUUUGAUCGUGUU
Vitis riparia (riverbank grape) is the source of this 1898-nucleotide messenger RNA. Its product is annotated as putative pentatricopeptide repeat-containing protein At1g12700, mitochondrial. Lineage: Eukaryota; Viridiplantae; Streptophyta; Magnoliopsida; Vitales; Vitaceae. Bases 43 to 1803 code for a protein of 586 amino acids. Gene Ontology annotation, molecular function: protein binding. The record is from RefSeq and is a predicted model, not a curated record. The transcript has a single exon.